Molecule: messenger RNA, 4360 nt
Organism: Acipenser ruthenus (sterlet)
Lineage: Eukaryota; Metazoa; Chordata; Actinopteri; Acipenseriformes; Acipenseridae
Product: microsomal triglyceride transfer protein-like
Exons: 18
Coding region: 71-2746 (891 amino acids)
Biological process (GO): lipid transport; cholesterol homeostasis; lipoprotein metabolic process
Cellular component (GO): basolateral plasma membrane; Golgi apparatus; endoplasmic reticulum
Molecular function (GO): lipid binding
Source: RefSeq, a predicted model, not a curated record
UUCACUUGAGUCAUUAUUUUAAAUGAGCUGCUAGAUAGUUGCAAUCAUUUGAAAUCGAGUAACCCUAAAUAUGAUGCGGCUAAGUCUGAUUUUCAUCUGCAUAUUUUGUACUUCAUUUUCUGCUGCUGCUAAAGUUUCAGACCAAACGGCUGGACCGAGACUCAACAAUGGAAAACUUUACAAGUACAGCUAUUCUGCUGAGGUGCUGUUGGACAGAGCCAAAGGGACGGUUGAGGAAAGCACAGGUUAUAGGAUUUCAACUAGCGUCAAUGUCAACUUAGUUUGGAGAAAUCCAAGCAAUGAAGAUGAGCAGCUUAUAAAAAUUUUGAUGAGUGACGUCAAGAUUGAAAAUGUGAACAAACGUGACGACAAGAGAAACAUCUUCCUGGGGUCGUCUACAAAAAGCAUCCUGGGAAAAGGCAAUCUGGCAGCUCUAGAAAAACCACUAAUCCUUCACUUGAAUUUUGGAAAGGUCAAAAGCUUAUAUUCCUAUCGGAAGGAACAUGCAGUCUUUAAAAACAUCAAGAGAGGUCUGGUCAGCCUCUUUCAGUUACAGCUCAGCUCUGGCAGGGGGGAAGAGAUGGAUGUGUCAGGAAAGUGCAAGGUUAAUUACCAGGCUCGUCAAAAUCAGGUGACUCGAAUCAAAGAACUGGACAGCUGCAAGACUGCAGACACAGGCUUCACAAGUCACAGCAAGGUAUUGGGAGUUAGCAGCAAGUCCACAUCAGCCACUGUUUUUACACUGGAGGAAGGCUUCAUCAAAUCGGCACACUCCGAGGAGAAUCAUCUUCUGUCUGUAAAUGUGCAACAGGCUAUCGCGGCCAAAAUUAUAUCAAAACAAAAGUUGCAGCUGGUACAGAUUGAAGCUGGACCCAAAGAAACAGCUGGAAAAGAAGUGAAGAGCAUAAUCAAGACUUUGGACCCAAAGUAUGUGUCCAUCCCCCUGCCAGCUGAAGCAGUCAAAUCAGAAUGCAAAGGCUGCCCCACUCUCUGGGAGCACUGGCAGUCAGCCAGUAAAGAAUUUGAACCCAAGAGCCUUUCCAAUGCCACAGCUGCCAGGAAUUUCCUCUCCCUGAUCCAGACUAUGAGGAAGGCAAGGAAGGAGGAGAUCUUGCAGGUGCUCAGAAGUUCAAGCAGCUCUGUCCUCCCCCCAUUAGUGGACGCAGUUACCUCAACUCAAACCUCGGCCUCGCUAGAAGCUAUCCUGGAGUUCCUUGAUUUCUCCAAAGAGGAAGGUUUUAUGUUACAGGAGAGGUUCCUGUAUGCCUGUGGCUUUGCUUCUCAUCCCAAUGAGGAAAUGCUAAAAGCCUUGAUGGGAAUACGGAAUGGGAAAAUUGGCAGCAAUGACAUCAAGGAGUCUGUUGUAAUUAUUAUGGGAGCCCUUGUUAGGAAGCUUUGUCAGAAGGGAGGCUGUGAGCUUCCAGCUGUGUUGGAGACAAAGAAGUUGAUUCUAGAGGGCCCAGGCAGCACUGAGGUGGAGUCGGAGAUCAAGAUGUACCUGCUGGCUCUGAAGAAUGCGCUCUUACCUGAGGCUGUCCCUCUGUUGACAAAGUACUCGGAGUCAGGAAGUGGGCCCAUCAGCAGCAUUGCCAUCACAGCCCUCCAGAAAUAUGAUGUUUCCAUGAUCACAGAGGAGGUCAAGAAGACCCUGAACCGGAUCUAUCAUCAGAACCACAGAGUCCAUGAGAAGACUGUCAGGACAGCUGCAGCGGAUGUUAUUUUCAGCAGUAACCCCACGUACAUGGAGGUGAAAAACCUGCUGCUCUCCAUUGGAUCCCUGCCUCACGAAAUGAACAAGUACAUGCUCUCCAAGGUCCAGGAUAUCUUGCAUUUUGAAAUGCCAGCAAGUAAAGUGGUUCGGCAAGUGAUGAGGGACAUGAUUACCCACAACUAUGACCGUUUCUCCAAAGUGGGAUCAUCGUCUGCCUUCUCUGGCUACAUUACACGUGAUCCGGACACCACUUCCACCUACAGUUUGGACAUCCUUUAUUCAGGCUCUGGUAUCCUGAGGAGGAGUAACAUGGACAUCAUGGUUUUCAGCAAGGACACCCAGCUUCAUGCAAGCCAGGUUGUGAUUGAAGCUCAGGGUCUGGAAUCACUGAUCGCAGCCACUGCUGAUGAGGGGGAGGAGGACCUGGAGUCCUUCUCAGGGAUGUCUGCUGUGCUCUUUGAUGUGCAGCUCAGGCCAGUCACCUUCUUCAAGGGUUACAGCGACCUCAUGUCCAAGAUGUUCACAGCAACGGGGGAGCCCAUGAAUGUGGUCAAGGGUCUCAUUCUGUUGGUGGACCACUCACAGGUGAUCCAGUUACAGUCCGGGCUGAGGGCCAGUGCGGAGUUCCAGGGAGGGCUGGCCAUUGACAUUUCAGGUGGCAUGGAGUUCAGCCUCUGGUACAGAGAGUCCAAGACCAGUGUCAAUAACAAGGGAGCGAUGGUUGUAACUGGCAAUGUUACAGUGGAUAUGGACUUUGUUAGAGCCGGAGUGGAAGUGAGCUUUGAAACUGAAGCUGCGCUGGACUUCAUCACAACAGUGAAAUUUUCAGAGUACCCGUUUUUGGUGUGCAUGCAGAUGGAAAAAGCUCAGUUUCCAUACAGACAAUUCCUGACCAAGUAUGAAAGCCUGCCUUCUGGAAAACACUACAUCUCUCGUAAAGGCAGGAGUGAAAUUGUGCCUGGUUCGGAAUUCCCUCUCCAUCAGGAAAACUCCAACAUGUGUAAGAAAGUGUUUAGUGAAGGAUCAGGCUGGUAGUGAUUCAGAGAAAAUGCUGGAAGAGUGGCAUAGGGGCUGGCAAGCCGCUUUAGUAACUAGUGAAUUAGGAAGUACACUAUUAAACGAUGUACAUGCUGUGUUUACAUAAUUACAGCUAUUUAAAACUUUUGUAAAGUAAAAGAAAGAUACAGAGCAUUGAUAUGGGAAACGGUAUUUUGUUUCCUAUAGUUUUUUUUUUUUAUGAGACCUCACAAAAAGAGAUGACACAGAUGUCUAAAGUCUUAACCAACCCUAUAUCACUGUAUGUAUAAAAAAAAAAGGUCUACGUAGUUCAGCUUUUAUGACCAAAUUAAUGUGACAUUCCCGUUUUGCCUUGUCAUUUGGUAUGUGGUUUCAUUUUGUAUUUGUUGGUAGGUCUGGAAAAAGAGUUGUCUUGUAAACUGUUUUAUUUUUUAAAAAAUUAUGGUGCCAUUUUAGUUAGAAUCUCAAAUCAAUGCUGCUUCAUUUUUAAAAAUAUAUUGACUGUAUGACUUCAUCCUUGGAUCUUCUUUGUCUAAAAUAAAACAUAGUAAACAGUUUUCUAAGUGAAAGUCAGGCCAUAUUUUGAGUUUCGAUUAAAUUAGACAUCGAAAUAUGUGUCUGCAGUGGAUUAUGCCAUUUAUGUUAAUAUUGUAUGUUAAUCCACUGUUACACACAGAUUCAAAUAUUUGAUCCUUAAAACACUUCAAUUAAAUCAAACUUAAAAAAUAAAACAUAAUCCUUUACCGGAAAAUAAAAUGUUUUCUUCUUUUUACAGUGAUUGGUAAUAAUGACAAUGAUUGUGCUAAUGCGCUUAACAAUUGCUGUAUGCAUUCAUAGGCGUGACACAGAAAUGCUUAUUUUUUAAAAAAUGUUUAACUUUCUUGAAUUUAUUUACAUCCACACUAUUGACACUAUGUACAUUUGAGAGGUGCACACUGUUAUUUAUUUCUGAUACACUUGAAAAGUGAUACAAAGCAUGGUGGCAGAGGUAUGCUAUUGUUUAAUUACCCUAUUGAUGUAGUUAUUGGGUAUAAACGGUAACACCGUAGAGAAAUUGCCUUCGUGUUGACUGGGAUAGAAUUAUUCAAUUAAUUUGUGUGGUACUCUUCAGUUAUGCAUUUGAACUCCUCACCAUGGUAAAAUAUUUGUGUGGACUAUAUGCGGAGGAGACUAACAAUGUUGGAAUUACAUUAUUCAGAUUCCCAGUGUGCUAUUAUGACUGAACCAGGUCAUUCUGUAAAAGUAGCCUUGAAGAAUGGAGGCAUUUUUCAGAUUACAACGUCAGAUUCCUGCAUCAUGAUUGAUUUUACCAUCAUCGGGAUUAAUUGGUGCUGAACAAACCUCCAUUUAUUAUUUUUGUUCACAAAGAACAUUACUGAAUUAUGGUGAAGCUGACAUUGAGAAAGAAUAGAUAGCUACUGUGGAUAGAUGUGGUGGGAAAGACCUCAAAAUACAAUUAUAGUCCCUGAAACCUGCAGAGUUGUAGUCAUUUCAUUAGUUUCCAGUUGUUUAUACCAUGUCAUAUUUCUUUCAGGUAUUUUAUGUACAUUUGUUUUUCUCUCCAUUUGUUUAAGUAAGACAUUCCCACAUUCCAAGUGUACUCAGGAAAUAAAAAGACUUUGUAAUAAUUUA